Etheostoma cragini (Arkansas darter) is the source of this 1835-nucleotide messenger RNA. RefSeq names its product tRNA methyltransferase 61B (gene trmt61b). Lineage: Eukaryota; Metazoa; Chordata; Actinopteri; Perciformes; Percidae. Bases 291 to 1775 code for a protein of 494 amino acids. Gene Ontology annotation, cellular component: tRNA (m1A) methyltransferase complex. The record is from RefSeq and is a predicted model, not a curated record. The transcript has 7 exons. Gene Ontology annotation, biological process: tRNA methylation.
CGAACUUAUGUUGGGAAUAGCACGGUGACCUCCUCCUUGGUCUGUAAAUACAGUCCGCUGUGGAGAAAUGAAGACGAGCGAAUUAUUAGUUGUUACGCUGUAAAUGGAGUAAGUGUACUUUCCACCAGGUUUACUGUUAUAUCCACUUUGAGUUGCAUAUUUCGUAGGGAUUUAUAGUUAACAACUACAGCUGUCAUUCUUUUUGUCAUCUGCUUUUGAUUAAUUGGGAACUCAAGAAAUAGCCUUUACUUUACUUGUUUAUAUAUUAUACUAUAGCUUAAUCUAAAGUAAUGGCUGUGCAAAUGCCCAUUACUGGACUCCUGUUUUUGCACAGACUGGUGAGAAUUAGCACAUCCAGUCAAAGACAUCUCAGUAGCAUGGGCAUUCUCCUGAAAUAUGAGAGGGAGACAAGAACUUUUUCAACUGCUUCUGUGAAAUUGAAUGAGAAUAAGGGAGACAACGAGGACUCCUCACCCGUGGCCACCAAGCUGACCUUCAGGCAAGCACUGCUGUCCAGAAGGAGGCGACCUCUGUCCCCCCUCGAGAGGCUCAGUAACUUACUGCCCCAGGACACCCUAAGCCCAGAGGUGAUGAAACUGAGGGAGCAGAACCAGCAAGACCCUGAAGAAGUCCCAAUCAUCCAGGAAUUGGGCACACAAGAAAGAAGUGGACAUGAAACAAUUCCUAAAGAGGCUGAUUCAGAGACCCAUCAUGCAUCAGAUGCGUCUACGGAGACAAACGCUUCAGACACCCAGUUGAACGAAGCAUUUCACGAGGACAAAAGUUUGACUUCACCCACUCUUCCUGGGGAGAGCUUACUUGCGUUCGGGGAGCUUCUUGUUGCUGAGUAUCGCAAGAAGGGGCGAGUGGAGUUCAGGAAGAUGUUCGAGCUUCAGACAGGGACACGUCUGCAGAGCAGCUGGGGGAUUAUCCAGCACGACGACAUAGCGGGGCAGCCUGCAGGUUGCUUCCUGAAGACAAGCAGGGGGGUUCUCAUCCUCGUACGUCGGGCCAGUCUGGAGGAUUAUGUGCUGUAUAUGAAGAGAGGGCCAGCCAUUGCCUACCCUAAGGAUGCAGGUACUAUGCUGAUGAUGAUGGAUGUCACAGAGGGAGACCGCGUGUUGGAGUCGGGCUCUGGGUCCGGGGCCAUGUCUCUGUUCCUGUCCAGAGCAGUUGGCUGUAGGGGCAGCGUGCUGAGUGUGGAGGUCAGGGAGGACCACCACCGGAGAGCUGUGCUCAACUACAAGCGCUGGAGGACAUCAUGGAGUCUGCGGCGAGGGGAGGAGUGGCCCGACAACGUUCAGUUUCACAACUCUGACCUCUGCACGGCUUCCUUGCUCCUUGGGGCUCAAGGAUUCCAUGCGGUUGCCCUUGACCUGAUCAACCCUCACCUGGUUUUACCCACUGUGAUUCCACAUCUGCACCCUGGAGCUGUAUGUGCUGUCUACCUCGCCAAUAUAACACAGGUCAUUGACCUACUUGAAGCGCUUCGGUGUUUGGCACUCCCUUUGCUGUGUGAACGCAUCAUCGAGGUUCCAAUGCGAGAUUGGGUGGUAGCUCCGGCCCUCCAGAAGGAUGGGAGAUACUGCGCCAGAAAAUCACCAAUCCUGGAUGAAGAUCAGAGGGAGGAUGAGACAACGGUUGAGGCUGACACAGAAGAGAUGACCACAGAGAAACACCCGGCCUUCGGGAGUAUUCCCUACAUUGCCAGACCUCAUCCGGAACAAAUGAGCCACACAGCAUUCCUGGUGAAACUGAGGAAGUGUGUGCGGUAGCUUUACUGCCUGUUGGGAACCUUGCAAAAAUUGUUUCAUAUCCACUUGAUCACUGUAAAU